UGAGCGAACACAUCGCCAUGGCAUCUGGAAGCUCAUCAGGACAGUCCGGCUUCAGGCUGGGCCGGAGCAAGAAGAGCCCCGGUGUACUGGACCAGAUUGGGAAGUUCUUUGGAGGGGACAAGAAAAGGAAGAGCAAGGGCUCCUUCCGUGGUGCCCUGUCCGCUUCUCCCCAGAGGGCGGCUCAUUCUUCCCCUCGUCGUCGUGGUGAUGGGAGCACUGUGGCGCAGUUCUUUAGGUCCAUCGUGUCUCCUGCCCCUCGCAAGUCUAGGUGGCGUGCUCUCACAACAAAGCUAGGCCUGGGAGACCAGAAGAGUCAUGGCUCGGCUAAGACCCAGAAAGGGCGCGCUAGCGACGGCCAGGGAACCCUGACCAAGAUCUUCAAAAUGUGACGUGAAUCCUCAUCAGGAACAGGAGGAAACCGCGCUGCCUCACCAUCCAAACGCUGAGCUCCCACAUUUUUCUCUCAUUUGAAGAUUAGGAUCUGAAAGAAGAAAAAGAAGAGGAUGGAAAAGUUUUUUUUGACUUACACCUUUUCCUGCUCUUAUCUCCUGCGCUAACAAGCUCGUGCCUCUCUGCCCUAGUUAUGGCAGGGCUUUAUGUAAAUUGUACCUUCUCAUUUGUUCCACCCAGCUCGGCCAGUCCCCCCACCCUCCUCGAAUGUUACUGUCUUCGUCUUACUGACCUCCAGCCUUAACCUGCCUGGACCUUAGAGGCGUGUGCUCCCGCUGCCCUCCCAGAGUGUCUGUGGCUCUGGCUUUGUCCAGGCUGCUUCCGUUUUGUGGCCCUGUUUACGUCCCAUCUCUGUGCUCUGCACAAACACACACACACGAGUAACGCGUUUUCUCCGCGCAGCUAGUGGUGAACAUAUAUAACAGUCUUUAGGAGCUUGUCUACCAUUGCUUAUAGAGUGCAUGUGUUGCCACACAUGGCUUUAUGUCUGUCUCCCUCUGUGUGAUAUGGUCUUGUCUGAAAAUUGCUUUCCUUGCUGUGUCUCAUAGGAUCUGCCACUGGCUGUGGACCACAGUGUUUAGAAAUAUGAAACUACCCAACAAUCAAACUACCUGUGAAUAACUGAAUUGUUUUGUCUCUUGUCUUGAUGUUCAUAAUAAUCAUUGGGCUAAACUCUAAUAACAAAUCUGUAAGGAAGUGAUGAAUUAGAUUUGGCUGGAUAUGGAUUAACUGAGUAAGCUUCUGGGUUGCACUGGAAUGUUUUCUGACUAGGGCAAUCCAGCUCACCUGCACAGUGGCUGCCUCAAACUCUUCAACCCUGCCUCAAACUGUUACACCCUGCCUGAAACUCCUGGACCCUCUUUUACCUGCCUCAAACCAUGCCUCUUUACCUGCCUUGAAACCUGCCUCAGACUCCUGAACCUUGAUUUUUUUCUACCUGCCUCAGACCUCUAAGCCCUGCUUCUUUUAAUAGCCUCAUUUCAGCUUAUAGAACAGAAUAAACCCUGUACAAACUCAAACAGAAAGUCUAUACAGCUAGCAUAUGCAAAGCCAUAGAGGUUUUCGUGUUUGUCAGUAAGCCUGCUAAUCAAAUGAUGGGAAUCAUUAAAAAUGCAAAAAGGA
Molecule: messenger RNA, 1572 nt
Organism: Electrophorus electricus (electric eel)
Lineage: Eukaryota; Metazoa; Chordata; Actinopteri; Gymnotiformes; Gymnotidae
Source: RefSeq, a predicted model, not a curated record